CCGCGUGUGGCGUUCCUAUGGUAACCGUCAACUGCUUUGAAACGUAAGAUUGCGUUUGGGAUUGUUCUGCUCAAUAACCUUAAGUUUAUUAUGUCAGACGUUGGCUCCGAAGAGUUUGACGACGAGAAAAGUUCCCUGGGGGAGUAUGAGGGAGACAGAAAUGAAGCCGGAGAGAGACACGGACAGGGUAAAGCUGUCCUGCCCAAUGGAGACACUUACCUAGGAUCAUAUGAAUAUGGCAAGAGAUCUGGACGGGGCACAUACAAGUUCAAGAAUGGGGCCCGGUACACUGGAGAGUGGCUUAUGAAUUUAAAACAUGGACAAGGUAUAUUUUAUUACCCAGAUGGCUCCAAAUAUGAAGGAAGCUGGGUGGAUGACCAGCGACAGGGUCAUGGUGUUUACACAUACCCUAAUGGAGACACUUAUGAUGGUGAAUGGCUGCGCCAUCAAAGACAUGGGCAGGGUUUGUACACAUAUAAUGACACAGGUUCUCAGUACAUGGGCACUUGGAUCAAGGGUAAAAUGGAAUCAGCUGGGGAGCUUAUCCAUCUGAACCACAGAUAUCAGGGCAACUUUGUCAAUAAUAAUCCCUCUGGUCCAGGGAAGUAUGUGUUUAACAUUGGGUGUGAGCAGCAUGGGAUGUAUCUCCAGAUAGAUCAGGAGAAAGGAGAUACAGAGGAAGAAGAGCCUGUCGUGACCACUACCUUGAAAUGGAAACCCAUGACAGUUACAGUUCUUUCUCUUUGGACCAAUGUGAAAGAUACUGAAACUUCAGAUCAAGGUGUGGUUGAAGAGUGAGAAAGAUGACAGACCACCCCAAAGAGAUGAAGAAGACAGGGGACCACUAGUUAAUUACACAUGCACAUACCUGAGACGGUAUCUUCUCAUGUUAAUUAUGUAAUGGAUAAUGUACAGUCAGUCGGGUCACAACUCACAACACAAAAUAAAGUGAUCAGGAUCAGGACUGUACAUUAUCUGACUAUUACAUGGCUACUUACCAAAUAAAUAAAUAAA
Messenger RNA from Xyrauchen texanus (razorback sucker), 1014 nucleotides. It is a transcript of the gene rsph1, whose product is annotated as radial spoke head component 1. The transcript is spliced from 8 exons. NCBI's taxonomy places the organism in Eukaryota, Metazoa, Chordata, Actinopteri, Cypriniformes, Catostomidae. The coding region runs from base 91 to 798 and encodes 235 amino acids. Gene Ontology annotation, biological process: spermatid development; axoneme assembly. The record is from RefSeq and is a predicted model, not a curated record. Gene Ontology annotation, cellular component: motile cilium; nucleus.